GCACUGACGCAGCUGCUCUACCAUCCACGGGUGGUGUUGCACGGUGUCAAUAUUAAGAACGAUUUUCGGAAACUGGCGCGCGACUUUCCGGAGGUGGACGCUGAUCGCUUAAUAGCGCGGUGCGUUGAACUGGGCCAGUGGUACAAUCGUUUGAACGGUUCCACCGGGCUGUGGAGUUUAGCCCGGCUGGUGGAGCAGUUACUGAGGCUACGCAUGAACAAGAGCAAACAGGUGCGGAUGAGCAAAUGGGACGUAUUGCCACUGUCCGAAGACCAGAAGCUGUACGCAGCCAUCGAUGUUUAUAUAGGUCAGAAGCUGUACCUCAAUCUUGCGGAAAAACAACGCCAACAGGAGAAUGUUAAUAACUGUGUACCAGAAGCAAACAUCGACACUAAAAUUUGUUUGAAAGUUGAAGGUCCAGAGACAGCAGACGCCGUGGGGUUACCAUUGACUAACAGUAACCACAACCCCAAACAACCUGUUAUUGGUCUGUAGUGUAACACAGCCAAUCCCAUCAUGUCUCGUCUGGUACAUGUCCUGCGGGCCGGAAGACUUCCCUACCAACAGGCACUAAAGCUUCAGCAAACAAUUGCGAACCGGUUACUGCAGCAGGCGAAACAUCCGCAAGAUAGCGUCGCACCAACAUCACCUUACUGCAAUGUGCUCAUUCUAACCGAACACGAACCGGUCUACACCAUUGGCAUUCGUACGAAAGGCUACGACGAAACGGAGGAACAUCGAUUACGUGCACUCGGGGCCGAUUUUGUCCGCACCAACCGGGGCGGAUUGAUAACGUUUCACGGACCGGGACAGCUGGUAGCAUAUCCCAUACUCGACUUAAAACGCUUUCAACCAAGCGUUCGCUGGUACGUGUGUCAUCUCGAGCGAACUGUUAUAGAACUGUGUAGGCGGUACGGUUUGCGGGCUCAAACGACCGCUGACACGGGCGUGUGGAUCGAGGACCGGAAGAUCUGUGCGAUGGGAAUCCACGCAAGCCGGUACGUAACGACGCACGGGUUAGCGCUCAACUGUGACAUCGAUCUGGGUUGGUUCCGGCACAUUGUACCGUGCGGGUUGGUUGGGAAAUCGGUUACAUCACUAGCGCAGGAACUGAACCGACCGGAGCUGGGUGUUGCGUCUGUUACGGAAGAAUUUCUUGACUGCUUUCGGCACACGCUCGAAUGCGAUUUGCUACCGUUGGGCGGCGAGAGCCAAAAGGAGCUGAUGGAUGGCAUUUAAGGUAGAUGUUAAGCAACUAUUAUUGACUCAGGAAUUGUUUGUUUUCUAAGCCUGCUAAUAAUUACUGUAAGACAAUGCUUGUGACGUUUGUGUUUGUAAUAAUAAUAUAUUUUAAAGCUAUUUGCAAAGGACUGGUAAAACCAACAGUACGUUAAUAAGAAA
This is a messenger RNA of Anopheles stephensi (Asian malaria mosquito), 1401 nucleotides long. RefSeq names its product putative lipoyltransferase 2, mitochondrial (gene Lipt2). The record is from RefSeq and is a predicted model, not a curated record. Gene Ontology annotation, cellular component: mitochondrion. The coding region runs from base 517 to 1239 and encodes 240 amino acids. The transcript has 2 exons. Lineage: Eukaryota; Metazoa; Arthropoda; Insecta; Diptera; Culicidae. Gene Ontology annotation, molecular function: lipoyl(octanoyl) transferase activity. Gene Ontology annotation, biological process: protein lipoylation.